AUGGAUAAGAACUACACAAGCUAUGGAGAUUGUCGAUGUUGCUUAGUAAAAGGAUAUCACAGAGAUAUUAUGAAGGAAUACUACGUAAAUGGCACUAGAGAGGUGUAUAUAGACAUUUUUAUGGAAUGCUUCAAUUUAUUUCUAUCAACAAAUAAACAGAUUAGCGCACUGAUAUGUGUGUCGUGUGUACAGAAACUGAAAGACGCUAACAGUUUCAGACUGCUUGUGAUCAGCUCGGAAGAACAACUUCUAGACUCAAUAACGGAUAAGGAGACUGUAUUUGUGAACGUUGGUGUUCAAUCCAAGGUGAAGACGGAGCAGAGUGAUGUGAAGAUAGAACAAGAUGACUCGGUCUUGGAUUGUGAGGAGUUUAUAUGUGAUGAAGAGACAAAGGAUGAGGAUUUCGUAGAUAGAGAAGCGGAAAUAUUGUCCAGGUUUCCAUUUACCAAGAAACUGCCUGAUAGAAAAAGUUUGUACACAACCUGCAAAGGCUAUGUGACACACUUGGAUCUGCUGGAAGGUAAAUUAGUUCUCCCGAAAAUGAUCGCAAAAUUAUUAGAGAACGACAAUGAAAGAUCUUCAAAGAAAAUAUUUGUUACUGAAAAAAUGGCUCAUAUACAUAACGCGUCCACGCUUCUAGAAUAUUCGAAUGCGACGCCAUUCAAGAGCAAAAAUAGAUCGGGUUUUCCUUGCUUCUUCUGUAGAAGCAUACAUGAUAGCUUGGAAAAACUAAAAGAGCAUCAAAGUAAAUCACACAAAAGGACAGAAAUCAAGAAGAUUUUGGCGACUUAUGGAGCCGAAUGUUUGGUGGUGUAUGUAGACAUAACAGAUUUGAAAUGCACCAUCUGUGACACAAAUGUACCUAGUCUGAACGAACUAAAAGACCAUUUGAUGAAAAUACACAAGAAGAAAAUACAUUUAGAGUACACAGAUAGGGUCAUACCAUUCAAAUUGUCGACAAACAGCAUAUACGAAUGCCAAGUGUGCAGAUUUAACUUCGAAACUUUCGGUUCGAUCGAACGGCACAUGAAUGUACACUACAGGAAUUACGUUUGCAACCAGUGUGGAACAGGCUUUGUAACGAAAUACCGGUUGAAAGUACACAUGAAAAGCAUGCAUGUAGGUGGUGCAUAUCCAUGUGAUAUAUGCAAAAAAGUAUACACAACCCAACAGAAACACAAAAACCACGUAGACACGGUCCACAAAAUGAUAAAAAGAUUCAAAUGCACCAAAUGUCCCGAGCGUUUCUCAGAAUAUUUCAGACGUCAGAAACAUUUGGUGGAUGUCCACGGUUUGGCGCCACUGCAUUACAAGUGCAAUGUCUGCGACAAAACAUUUGAUAGGCGUUACACAUUGUCUCGUCAUAUGAAGCGUGAUCAUUUAGAAGAGAGGGACUAUCAGUGCCAAUUGUGCUCAUACAAAUGCUUCACCAACAACGAACUGAGCGUGCACAUGAUAAAACAUAAUGGUGAGCGAAUACAUGAAUGCACUGUUUGCAAUAAGUCCUAUGCGAGGAAGAAAACUCUCAGAGAACAUAUGCGUAUACAUAAUAAUGAUAGGAGAUUCGCAUGCGCUGUCUGUGGACAAUCGUUUGUACAGAAAUGCAGUCUGAAGGGCCAUGUUAAAACACAUCAUAUGGAUUAUGUAGUGCAAUAA
Messenger RNA from Danaus chrysippus (African queen), 1656 nucleotides. NCBI's taxonomy places the organism in Eukaryota, Metazoa, Arthropoda, Insecta, Lepidoptera, Nymphalidae. The record is from the annotation of a GenBank genome assembly.